Molecule: messenger RNA, 939 nt
Organism: Sarcophilus harrisii (Tasmanian devil)
Lineage: Eukaryota; Metazoa; Chordata; Mammalia; Dasyuromorphia; Dasyuridae
Product: translation initiation factor IF-2-like
Exons: 5
Coding region: 1-939 (312 amino acids)
Source: RefSeq, a predicted model, not a curated record
AUGAGCCCCGAGGACGAGGAGGCCACAGCCUCCCCGGGAGGUCAAAGUGGACGCCCGCUGGGGCUUUCUCUCCUAAAUGCCUUCCCUGGACCAGGCAGAGGUACGAACACCGUGGGUGUUCUCCCAUCCGGCCACGAGACGUCGCUGCAGCGUCACGCUUCCCGCUCGGAAAGUCCGCCUGCCCCGAGGCGCCAAACUGUGGGCGAGGAGAGCGAGGCGGAGGACGCGGCUCUCGGGGACUUCCUCCAGUCCUUUCUGAGGCCCGGGCACACCUGCCGGGGCACCUGUGCGGCUCGCGGAGCCCCUCUCCCCGGGCCGGCCCCAGGCUCCCCAGCGAGCCCCCGGCGGGCGGACGGGACUUGGCCUGAGAUCGGCGCGGGGCUCGGCCGCUCGGGGGUCCGGGCGCCCCUGAGGGGGGGGGGGUCCGGGGCCGCUCGCCCAAGCACUUGUUCAUCGCCGCCGACGGAGCGAAGCCUGCGCUCCGGCCAGAGGAUUGAGGGGACUCCCUCCGCUCCCCAUCUGCUCCCCCGCUUAGUUCCCCCCGAUCUCCCCUUUAUUUCCAAGAACUGCCCCCGGAGGAGGUCUCGGGACGCCUCCGUUCCCGGCCUCGGGCCCCGUCACCGGGAGAGAAGGGACGAGGUGCGAACUGCGCCGCGCGCUCUGGGGAGCAGACCCCGAGCGAGCGGCCGCGCCGGGGGCCCGGAGCCCCAGCCCUCCCGCUCGGCCUCGGCAAACUCGAACCCGCGGGACUCUGGAAAUGGAAUCGGAUGCGGCGGAAACUCCCUCUUGCUGAGCCAGCUGUUCAGUCCGAAACAGCUACCCUCGGAUAUGAAAGAUGAAGCCACCAAUUCUCUUAGCUCUCGUGAUCUGUUCGGUAGUCAGCACAAAUCUGAAGUUUGUAUCAAAGAGGAAUUCUGGAGAAUUGGUGCUAUUCGGUAA